AUGCCAAGCUUCUCAGAACCCAUCGACUCCGUUGUCGCGAGCUGGAGGAAACGCAAGCGGGACCAUGAAGACAGCACCACUUUGACUCGUCCUUCAUCCUUCAUUCCGCUCCGUGUAGAGCGUACCGACUACGACAGCAACUGCUCGCUCCCCCUGUCCCGGCUCCCGAUAGAAGGAAGUGACCUAUCUUUCCGCCCCCGCUGUCUCCCUCGCAAACGCCGUCACCUCCAGCCUCCAUAUCUCGCCCUCUCAACACACCAGCAAUCCUCCCUCCUCUCGCCCAAUGUCUAUGCCCCUGCGCAAGACCCUUAUUCUCCACCUGUCUCGCCCAAGACGAUCGUGCCACUCUCUUACCCCUCAACUUCCCCCUCCGCUCUUCGACCAUGCCACAUCUGCCACCGGCGCCCAACUACACGACAAGUCCUCGACGCCUACGCUGAUUGUGAUCUCUGUGGUGAGCGCGCCUGCUUCAUCUGUCUUCGCCAGUGCGAUGCUCGGGAUUGCCCCGGCUCGAUCAACGCAACCUUUGACGGCGAGCCGGAUUGGUCGGCGCCGAGUGAGGACCUCCACGGGGCGGCCUUGGGACGGAGACGGAAAAUCUGCUCUAGCUGUGCUGUCGAGGGUAUCACGGAAAUAGGCACUGAGAUUGUGAGAUGCCUCGACUGCGUGCGGGGCCACUCGGCGCCCUGGUCAGCGGGUUCGAUGGCAUCUGGGUGGACGCUGGAUGGGACGAAUUGUCACACAAUGGGUGGAUAA
Messenger RNA from Penicillium canariense, 756 nucleotides. RefSeq lists its product as uncharacterized. The transcript has 2 exons. The record is from RefSeq and is a predicted model, not a curated record. Lineage: Eukaryota; Fungi; Ascomycota; Eurotiomycetes; Eurotiales; Aspergillaceae. The coding region runs from base 1 to 756 and encodes 251 amino acids.